Molecule: messenger RNA, 1090 nt
Organism: Juglans microcarpa x Juglans regia
Lineage: Eukaryota; Viridiplantae; Streptophyta; Magnoliopsida; Fagales; Juglandaceae
Product: 2-hydroxyisoflavanone dehydratase-like
Exons: 1
Coding region: 82-990 (302 amino acids)
Molecular function (GO): hydrolase activity
Source: RefSeq, a predicted model, not a curated record
UAUACAGACCGAGAAACUCUCACUCACUCGCUUACUCUCUCUCUCUCCGCAAGAUCUAAACCUUUGCUUUUGCUCUCUACAAUGGCCUCGAGCGACGAGGAAAUCACCCACCACUUCCGUUUCUUCCAUGAAUACAAAGACGGCCGCGUUGUGAUACACCGCCCACCAGUUGAAAAACUCCCACCCUCCGAUGACCCAGUCACCGGGGUCCGAUCAAAGGACGCCGUAAUUUCAUCCGAACCUGCGGUCUCAGUUCGUAUAUUUAUACAAAAAUCCGCCGACUCGACCCAGAAACUCCCUCUCCUAUUCUACAUCCAUGGCGGCGGUUUCUGCAUGCAAUCCGCUUUUUCUGCCCAGCACCAUAAUUUCCUCAACACGUUCGUCGCGAAAGCUAACGUUAUUGCAGUCUCGGUCGAGUACGGGCUGUUCCCAACCCGACCAAUACCCGCCUGUUACGAGGACUCCUGGGCCGCUCUCCAGUGGGUGGCAUCCCACAGCAAUAGAAACGGACCCGAGCCGUGGUUAAACGACUAUGCAGAUUUCCAACGAGUUUUCAUUGGGGGAAAUAGCGCCGGAGGGAACAUAUCGCACACUCUAGCAGUCCGAGUCGGAUCGAUCGGGCUUCCCGGAGUGAAGGUGGUUGGUGUGGUGCUGAUUCACCCAUAUUUCGGAGGUACGGGCGAUGACAGAAUGUGGCUGCACAUGUGUCCGACGAAUGGCGGGUUGGAGGAUCCAAGGCUGAAACCAGCGGCAGGGGAUCUAGCCAGGCUUGGGUGUGAGAGGGUGUUGAUUUUUGUGGCAGAGAAGGACCAUUUGAUGGAUGUGGGUAAGCGCUACUACGAGGAACUGAAGAAAAGUGGGUGGGGAGGCAGUGUGGAGAUUGUGGAGAAUUUAGGGGAGGAGCACUGCUUCCAUCUUCACAACCUCAAAUAUGACAAGGCAGUGGCUGUGAUUGAUAAGUUCGUUUCCUUUGUUAAACAGGAUCGCUAAGAUAUAAUGUAGGCGAUAUGUGGUCUUUAGAAGCGGUGGAUGCAUGCUUUGGGUCGCUAGCGAUAUUGAAAAUGGAAUGUUAUAUUUCGGAGAUAUAUAA